This is a messenger RNA of Camellia sinensis, 721 nucleotides long. RefSeq lists its product as uncharacterized. Gene Ontology annotation, molecular function: acyltransferase activity, transferring groups other than amino-acyl groups. The record is from RefSeq and is a predicted model, not a curated record. NCBI's taxonomy places the organism in Eukaryota, Viridiplantae, Streptophyta, Magnoliopsida, Ericales, Theaceae.
UGUUUUUCUUUAUUUUAGAAUGAUGGAGGAAACUAACAUCACAUUAGCCUCCAUAUAUAAAACACUCCAUACUCUUGAGCUAAACUAGCGUAUACCCAUUUGAAUUAAACCAAUUGGGCUUAAAACCAUCUUCAAAUUUCCAAUUUUGCAAAAAAUUAGACAAUGGACUCAUCCAAAAUCUCUCUAAGGCCAUUCAAACUCUCUGAUGCCGACGAUUUCUUAUCAUGGGCUAAAGAUGAGAGAGUCACACACUACCUAAGAUGGAACAAAAUCACUUCCCUAGAAGAGGCUCUCAAGUACCUCCAAGAGGUUGCUAUACCUCAUCCAUGGCGACGGUCCAUAUGCCUCGAUGACUGUUCUAUUGGGUACAUUUCUGUCAGGCCGGAGUCUGGCAAUGAUCGGCACAGAGCGCGUGUUGGGUACGCAAUCGGUGCCGAGUAUUGGAGGAAAGGGAUAGUGACAGUGGCAUUGAAGAUGGCUAUGUCAAGUGUGUUUAAAGAGUUUGCAUAUUUGGUGAGAGUUGAGGCCUUGGUGGAGGAAGAAAAUAAAGGGUCUCAAAGGGUGCUUGAGAAAGUUGGGUUUACGAAGGAAGGUUUGUUGAGGAAGUAUGGGCUUAAUAAAGGUGAAACUAGAGAUAUGUUUGUGUACAGUUUCUUGUCAACAGAUAAGAUUAUGUGAUUUCUUUCGUUUAACAAAUAAUACAAAAUACUUUUAAUUGUUA